ACUGAGACGACCAUCGACCGAUUGUACCAAGACAGAGAUCAACCAGCAGAGCUAAGCACAUGGCGUACAGGGAGUUGGAGCUGACCCUCCUGUCGGCGCGCGACCUCAAGAACGUGAACCUGAUCACGCGCAUGGACGUGUACGCCGUGGUGACCAUCUCCGGCGACCCGCUGACGCGGCAGUGCACGGCGCCGGACCCCUUCGGCGGGCGGAACCCGCGCUGGGACGCCACGCUCCGGUUCGCCGUCCCUCCCACCGCGGCGGCGGCGGCCGGCGCGUGCCUCCACGUGCUGCUCCGCGCCGAACGCGUCCUCGGCGACCGCGACGUCGGCGAGGUGAUCGUCCCGCUCGCCGACCUCCUGCAGGCCGCCGGCGCGCCGACGUCGUCGGAGUCGGGCCCCCAGCAGCCGCGGCUCGCGUCGUACCCGGUCCGCAAGGUGCACCGCUGGGAGCCCCGCGGCGUGCUCAACGUGUCCUACCGCCUCGGCCCCGUCGUCGCCCCGGUAGCAGCUGAGCUCCAGGAGAAGCCGCCGGUGGUCAUGGCCUACCCGGUGGCCGUGCCGUCGUCGCAGUCGCCACGUCCCGCGGCCGAUGCCUAUCCGCCGCCGCCGCCGCCUCCACGUCCGGCGGCCAUGCACGCCGCCAAGCACGAGGCGGCUCCGGCUCCGGCUCCACCGCAGCAGCAGCCGAGGAACGGGAAGAGAAAUGGGCUGGGUCGAGAGGGCCCCACUCAGGUUUGUGUGGGCCCCCAUACUCAGAUCAUCCUUGGUGCCCAGACCGGCCCGCUGCCGACAGGGACGAUGACGAUGUCCCCUGCUCGAUCCAACAACAGCCCACGGAAGCCAGAUGGAGCACGGCCCAAACAGGACCUGCACCGUGAUGAUGACGCCGGCGCCUAUGCCCCUACUCAGCCCAUCAUGAGCCCAAGGAAGGAGGAUUCAAGGUCCAAAAUGUUGUCACAGCACCAUGCACAAGCACGAGUAACAGCAGCAGUUCCUCCCUCAAAGGAGGAACCAUGGACAAGUCCACGUCCGCCCUCCCGUCAUCCGCCGGCUUCCACGUUUUCCUCCCGUAGCUCCUCGUCUUCCUCCUCAUCGCCCUACAGCUCAGGUUACCCAUUCGCUAUCUCUCCCUGCUCCUCGGCCCAUUCAUCCGCUCCCUCUCCUUAUUCCUCAACUCACCGCUCCACCCCUUCUCCCCGCUCUCCUAGCCAACCGGCAGCGAGAGACGGCCACGGUGACAGGGCAAUUAGCCCCACCACCAAUUCUCCAUAUUCUGCCUCCACUCCUCGAGCGACAUGAUAUACUUUUUUUUUAUUUCCCUUUGAUACAAGUACCGAUGGCUUUUGCAAACUUACUCAAAGUCUCAAACCAAAACAUCUUUUAAGCUCUGAUCUAUGAGUAUAGUAGUUCGCUUGUGAAUAGUGGAUGUGGGAACCUGUGUGUACUUGACAUGUAUCUAUGAGGUUUCAAAAAUAAACCUGUGUACGAAUAACAUUAAUUGUUGCCCCAUAAAGUUUGUAUGAAUGAGUUGCCCCAUAGAUGGUACCCAAUGUCUGUACUUAUGUGUCUGUCUAGAUUCAACGACACACAAGGAGACAAUAAUCAUGGAACUUCAGAAUCAGAAAGAAUAAAAAGAACAUCGCCAGA
Molecule: messenger RNA, 1649 nt
Organism: Panicum virgatum (switchgrass)
Lineage: Eukaryota; Viridiplantae; Streptophyta; Magnoliopsida; Poales; Poaceae
Product: protein SRC2-like
Exons: 1
Coding region: 60-1301 (413 amino acids)
Biological process (GO): defense response
Source: RefSeq, a predicted model, not a curated record